UAUUAGUAGUUAGUGCGCAUCGUUCGGGUCGUGCGAACUUAUCCUGGUCGCGAAUUUGUCGCCCGCUUUGCCAGUCACAAACAAAAGUUCUUCAAAAUCUCAAAAAAAAUGUGAAGGUACGAUCGAUUCAACAUUAUAAGAGUGGAGAGUGAACAUUUUUACAUAAUUUUAAUUAUACUGUUUCAUAAUAUUCGAGAAUGUUUUGAUUUUAAUAGUGAAUUUCGGAAAAUAAUGUGCGCAAUUUAUUUUUUUAAAGUGAAAUGGAAUGGGAUCCACGUUUUGUGAACGUCACUUUUCGGACAACCUCGAGGGAGCUCUUCGAUGACCAGAACGAUCAUCCUCAGCUAUCACUAGAACCCACCCUCGAACUAGGAAUGGCUAAGAACGCAGGAGAAAGCAGGAUCCCGAUUCCUCGGGCAGUUCGACCAUCUUUUCUGCCAAAGGUGAGGACGAGCAAACUAUCUUCAGGGCACAGACGAUCUACAGUUAUUUCGGGAUACCCAGCACAAUUUCCGGAUUACGAAGAAGAAGGAUUGACACCAAAGUUAAAAACUAUCAAACGAGCCGCUUGCUCCACACCUUCACGAGAAGGAAGUUUAGAUGCAUCGUAUAAGAUUCCCUGUGCCUGGGGUGCAGAAAAUAAUGAUGACGUCCGUCUCAGUAAUGAAAAGCUGGAUUUUCAUAGCUUGGUUGAGGAUCCGCAGUUGAGCAGACUUGAUGACGGCGACGAGAACCUCGGAGCUUUUGGCGAUGCCACGGCGGCGACAGUUCCUCACUAUUUGAUGCUCCACAAGCAAAACUCAUUCGAGCACGACGAGAGCCUAGGAAUUUUAACGCCGGAUCAAAUGCCCGACUUCACAGUAGCACUGGGAUCUUCGAGAACGCCAUCCUGUGAGAACCUCACAGGAUCUGGAGGACCUGGAAAGCUGAUGCGACUCUCCAUCUCGAGACCUUCCGAGGUGCCCAUUUCUUCAGUUGCUGCUGAGCUGACUGCCGGAUCAGCAGAAAGAAGUCCCUCGCCAGAAGAACUUCCUCUAGAUCCCAAACCUGCGGAACCAGCAAGGUCGGUGCUUCCAGUCAGCUUCGUGACUUCCGUAACCAGUAUCACGAGCCUCGAGGCAGGUUACCAGGGUGAUGGGGAAAAUUCGAGACCAGCUAGUCGAGGACCAGAACCUCCGUUGGUCGUAGCACCUUCAAAUCUUAUUGCCGGACCUUGUAGGCAAGAUCCAAUGACUGAUUCGGAUUUCUUCACUGAAAGUGACGCUGAUGCUCACGAGGAAAUCAUCAGAGGAGACAGAAAAGCACAAGUGAUCGAUGGAACCUUGUUUUGCGCACCUGGGGGAAGGAGAUGUCCUAGCUUCAUGGGAGAAGAAAUGGACUCGAGUGGUAUUUACUCUGAUCUUGAUAAGAGACAAGACGAUCACCCUAAUCGCGAGGAAGCCUUUAGUGAUGAUCGAACUCCUGAUACUGCGGAUACCGAGAUCUCGCAGAAAAGUCAGCUUUCCCCUAAUCUGAAGCCUGAACCUGCUCAGAUGAUAAUGAAUUACAUGCAGGAAUCGCCAAAGAACGGAUUGGAACUGAGCAACGAAUCCAACGAAUCAGGAACACCGAUGGAAGUGACGGCCAUCGAAGUUGAAAGAUCUAGAAACCGUCAGGCUGAAAGUGAGGAUAAUCAGCAAUCGAAAACAAAUAAAAAACCCGAUUCUUCAGCGCACAUUAAGAAGUACAAGAUGCCUAAACGAAACGUUAUCUCCAAAAUUAAAGCGAUGAUCGAAUCCGGUCAAAAAGAAGAGGGUGACAAAGAAAGUAGAAGACCUCAAAGAGCCCCGAGGAAAACUGGCAAGUGGGAUGCUGUGAUGAAUAAAAUUGAAGCUGGGAAAAAUGAUCCAAGGUCGAGAGUUCUUCGAAAGGAAGUCAAGUCCAGGGUCUUCCAAAGUAUUCCCAACGCUUCUACUUCUUCCGGGCGAAGAACUUGUGGAGAUGCGAAUAAUAACGCUAGUUCCAACAAGGAUAAACGGCGAACAAGGGGUCGUCAAGAAGUUAAAUCGCCGAAUCAAGAAACAGCUCGUAGUUCGGUGCGAAGUUCCACGAGCGAUUUGAGCAGUGCAAACAGCAAAGAUGUUCCAAAGAGAUCUCCACCAACGUCCAAUCAAACCAGAAGACAGACUAAUGGCAGAAGCAAUCAGGUGGCGCGUACAAAUAGCUAUGAAGCAAAAAAGACUUGUCUUGAUCCCCCGACCACCAAUCUUGAAAAAAGUCCGUCGGCGGCAAGAAAGGCACCUAUCGUCAGAAGAGCCACAUCAAUCGUCCCCAACAAGCAAAAGAGCUCAUCUUCUAUCAAAGUUGCAGAUCGUGGACCAAAAGAAAAUGGCAAUUCGGUGACAACAGUUGUGCUGGGAACGAGGGAAAAGGCUGCCCAAACGGAUGUCGUAAUUUUUGAAAAUUUGAACUUCAAGAGAGCUGAAAACACAAUCCAGGCUCUUUCGAUUGCUAUAAAUUACCUGGCCCAUGAGCUUGACGGAUUUUCUGCACCAAGGUGGAAAAGAGAUUACGAGAUGAUGAAGACACAGUGGAUGACUGCGAGCAGAGAUGUUGAAGAUUUAAGAUCGAGGCACCUCGCUAUUGAAGAAUCGAUUGAAAAAGAUAGAAAUGAUCAUCGAAGGGCUAUCGACAGAUUGCAAGAAGAUUUGGAAGCCCAGCACGCGGAACACAUUAGAGAUUUAGAGGCAGCGAUGCGGGAAGAACGAGCCCUGUUAGAGUGUCGGCUCCAGGAGUCGACGAAGGAACAUCGUGCGGCCAUCGCCAGGUUGCAGCUUGAACAUGAAGCUGAACUGGCUCGCGUCAAAGAGGCUGAGACUGAUAACAGAAGGAUGUUUGUUCACGACCAGGGUGCAGUUUUAAUGGCUGAGGCUGACUCCUUGAGGACUGUCCUGGAUCUCAGGAGUCAGGAAAUCACCGGUUUAAGAUCAGAAAUUGACAUUUUAAGACGAGAACUGGAGGGUAAGCAAAUACUAGAGCAGCGAGUGGAGUCGCUGGAAGCGCGCUGCGAGGACCUGAAAGCCCAGCUGAAAGGCAAGGACACCUACGAGAGGCAGAUUUCUCAUGAGAACGAAGUUCUCCUCGACUCCUACCACGAGGCAUCGAAACACAACAAGCGGCUAGCUCAACGAAACGAGGAGCUUCUCUGGAGGCUGAGACAGAGAAAUGAAGUGGUCAAUGUCCUAGCCAAUCAGCUCGCGACGCCACCGCAGAGACUUUCGCGUUCCCUCGGCCCCGAGCACAUCGACCACACUCUCACCCCAGGCAAAAGCUGUCAGCAAUCUUCUUCCAUGGUUAAGUUUGUCGUCGAGAAGGGCGACUCCGUUGCCUGGACCCUCGAAAUCGACGAAUCCUCCGAGCGAACUCCUCGGCGAAAUAGCGUUUCCAGGCAGAGUUCCCUGAGGCUUUCCGCGCCCAGAGUGCCAGCGGCACUAGGUUCCGUCAGAGCGCGCUCGAAAAGCGUUUCCGUGAGCGAAUCGACACGGGAAGAAAGCACUUGGUCCCCGAACUACAAUUCGACUCCUCUUCGUCGACGGAGGCCGGGGAGCGUUUCCCCGUCGGCGAAUCCCGGAACGAUUUCGGGCACCGACGAGGAAACUAGCUCGGGCCCAAGGCCGCAGGAAGCCGGCGGCGAGGCAAUGAUCUCGGAGGAGACCUCGGCCUCCAGCAGCGAAGACGAAUCCUCAGCCAGCAGCGACAUUCCGCGGCUGGCAAUGGAUUUCUCCUGGGACAAGUCGGCCGAGUAACCUCCUCAGGAAACGAAAAACGAUUGGAUGCGUUUCAUGGUUCUCGAUGAGCUCUCUUGAAUCGGCUUUUUGAAUCCUAAUUAUCUCUUGGCUACGUUUAAGUACCGGAAAUGCCUUAAAUCAUAUUGAACAGUCCGACCCAGAGAGGAGAAAUUCCCGAUCGAAACAGAUUCACUCUUCACUUCCAUUUGUUCUUAAACAAAAAUCAUUUCUUCUAAAGUGGUGGUGAAUUCGCCCCUUCGGGAGAAAUGGAAGCGGGAGUGCAACAUCAGCUUCGGUCGGGAAUUUCUCCCCAAUAAAAGAAAAACUCACUCUAGAAUUGAAAAAAGCCAAGUCAGUGUCAGAAGCGUAGAUUGUUUCAAGGGUGCUGGAACAGGAUUUCCGGUUAUCAUGUUCCGUAUUCGAGGCUUGGGUCAUUUAAUAUAUAUGGUAUGAACCGGAAAAUCUAUAUAAGAAUUUGCGCUUACUGAUUGGCAACUGGUGAGAAAUGAAGUUCAGACCGCAUUGCCAUUCAAGAGACGAUCAUCGAAUCUGUAUUCUUCUAAGUACCGAUUCACGAGGACAAUCGUUCAACCGUUUCUUUUUUCCUGGACUCCGGGGUAAAUUGUGAUCAUCGCCGACGACCGGGCCUUUGGCGCGUCCUCUUCUCGCGACCUUUGUGCUUUUUGUUACAUUCGAGUAUUAGCAUUUUUUUUUAUGUUUUAACCACUUCAUCCUGAGGAUCGUUUAUAAAAGAUAGUUUAUUCGUGGAGCAGAAUUUUCAAGUCUUGACGAUGAUUUGGUUUCUAUUGAUGCGAUGGGUUCUUCUUAGGCUUGUUUCAAAGCUGUGAGAUUGGUAUGUUUUAAGUAUUGUCAGUUGUAUAUAAAAUAUAGUCACAAGACUUAUUAUAAGGUUUAGUUGUUUCUGUAAAACGAUGCGCGCAACGUCAGAAGUCUAUAUUAUAUCACAAUCUCUAUUUAUAUGAUUCGAUUUUGCCUCAUGUGUACAAGUAAUCGAGGACCACUGCGUGUUUUUUCUGGAACUACAUUUCUAUGUAUAAAGUUACUUUACUCGCUAUAGACUUCUUUAUUAAAUUUCACUUUAGUAUGUAAGUUAAGUAGGCGUCAUCGAGAUACAAUAAACAAUCGCUGCAAAUUA
Molecule: messenger RNA, 4923 nt
Organism: Belonocnema kinseyi
Lineage: Eukaryota; Metazoa; Arthropoda; Insecta; Hymenoptera; Cynipidae
Gene: toc
Exons: 13
Coding region: 261-3785 (1174 amino acids)
Cellular component (GO): cytoplasm; nucleus
Molecular function (GO): microtubule binding
Source: RefSeq, a predicted model, not a curated record